AACACGUGAGGCCCUCUGUUAGGUUGAGCUGCGCACGGAAUUGGAAGCUCCUGCUUCAGCGAAAUCAUGUUUCUCCAGUAUUACCUCAAUGAACAGGGAGAACGGGUCUAUACCCUGAAGAAGUUUGAUCCUCUAGGACAACAGACCUGCUCGGCCCAUCCUGCUCGGUUCUCCCCAGACGACAAAUACUCUCGACACCGAAUCACCAUCAAGAAACGUUUCAAGGUGCUGAUGACCCAGCAGCCGCGCCCUGUACUCUGAGGGUCCCUUAAAUUCCAUGUCUCUCCUGCCACCUGCUACCCCUUUCUGAGACUACGAAACCAAGCUUUUCAGCCUGUGAGCCUUGAAGCCUUCUCACCGCCCUUGCUCUGUGGAAUCCGGUGUCAUCAGUACUUUGGAACAUGCUUGUGCGAAGCAGUCAUGGUAGCAUCCCCCUUAAAGGGAACAAGUUUGAAUCUUCUUUUCAUAUUUUGAGUCACUGCCAGGUUAUUAAAAUAAUUUGAAAGAGCUCUUAUUUUACAUGUUGUGUAAAGGAAAGGGUGGUUUAGAAACAAAACAAAAAAAAACACACAAAAAAAACGAGGAAGAUGAGAGGGAAGAGUAACCCAGGGGUAUACUUGGAAGAAAAUCUUAAGUAACUGCCAUAGCUGGAGUAGUGCUGUACUUUUAGUGAUAGGAGGGUGUUGGUGAACGGAAGGAAAGGUUGAGAAAGACUCUCACAUAAUUGUAUGCAUUCACUAAGCAAUAACCCUGCAGUCAUGUAAUUUCUUGCCUCUUGCAAUGACAUUUUGGCUCAAAAUGGAAGAGUUGCUUGACAAAUAAUAGCCAUAUUAUAUGUAGAGGGAAGUUAGUGAAUUGGAAGUCAAGAGACCAGGAUUCUCCUCUAUUUGUAUAACUUUAAGUCACUUAACCUAUUUAGCCCCACUUUUGUCAUCAUUUCUAAGUUUUCUUCCAACUCUAAAACUGAUUGGGUUCAGUGUUGGACCUUAAUAUAUCUACUGUAUUGUCCAGCUAUUGUGAAUGGGGAUGCCUUUAUGCAUAUUUACUGCCCCUCGGGUAAUAUUCCCAGGAUUUUAGUUCUCUUCAUCAAGGAAUUGCCCUCUUACAUAUACCUAACUUUAUAUUCUGUCUGGCAGCUAGCUGCCAUGUGGAACUACAUGAUCUUAAUUUAAAAGAUGAGAUAUGAGAGAUUCAAGCAGGGAUUUUGUUGUCUUUCAAGCUACUAUUGGGGGUUAAUAAAAAAACCCUGGGAGAUUUCUGAGUUUUGGAGCAGCUGUCAUGGGACAACCAUAAAAAUUUUAAUCCAGUUACUUUAUAUUACACGGAAGAUGAGGCAAAAUAUUGUAAAUGGUCAUUCAAAAAAUGCUAUCUUGCUUUUUUGUCUCCCUCUCUCUGUCAAGUUAAUCCACUCAUUUCCCAAUCUCGUUUGUGGCUUUUGACAUUGGAUUUGAAUAUUUGCUUAGUGCCACAGAAAAAUUGCUUUGUGGAGAUUGUGUUCUAAUUAUGCAAUAUUUUUCUAUUGCAUCAAAAUUGUAGACUCCAGAAGCAGAUGUAACUUAAAUCAGUGCAAAUUUGAUUUAUGGUUUCUCUUGGAAUCUGAUGUCUGAGCAUCCCAGCAGAAAAGACUAACGAGAAAAAAAAAUCUAAACUUGGGUCAUAGUUAAUGGAAGACAUGACUUCAUGACUUUCAAAUCAAUUACUUUAACUUAUAGGAAUAGUGAAAUAAAAUACUUGUCUCCUGUCGAGCAAUUUUUUAUUUCUUAGCCUAUCCUCUUACAGGGUUCUUAGCAAUGCAUCUGAUGGAUUUUAAAGAGUUAUCCUGUCAUAUUAAGGGGAUAAUGAUUGAAGAAAUGUUAGAAAUUCUGCAAAUGGCUAGAAAAAAGAAUCUGCUAUGGAAGUUCCUUAAGCGCCAAAGUCAGUUAAUGAAAUCUUGCAUUUUUUUAGAUGUUGACUGUAGUUCUAUCUUUAUAAUUUACCCCAUCACCCCCCUCCCAGCCCCACUUCCUCGGUGCUAUGUUCUGUGUAGACUGAACUGAUAAGACUUUGACCUGGAAAUAUUCUGAAUUGAAAUAGAGUAGAAAGACAAACUGGCUUGAAUGUACCAAGGACUUUUUGCUUAAGACAUCCCCUAGGUAUUAACAUCUGAGACAUGCUUAGAAACAGAAGAGUCUUAACAGGUUUAGGAUAUUGGUAGUAGGUAGUAUAUACGUAUGUAAGUGAAUGAAAAUACUCUGUGGUAGAAAACAAAAUUGGAUGCAGUAGAACUCCAGCGUUUCUUUCUAAAGGGAAAGUCUCUGAGAUGUGAAUGAACAGCGGAUCUGCCUGAGAAAAAACGGAUGCCUCAGGUAGGUCAAUUUCUUGCUUCUUGAAGUUAGAAUCAAUAGGCCAAGCUUCAUAAAAGCAUCUAGCUUUGAGGAGGUUUACAUUUUUAAGUGGGAAUUGUUUCACAUUUUGUUACCUGGAUCUUUUUUCAGACUUUGGACUUUGUCAUUUAUUAAAGGGAAAUUCCUGGC
Molecule: messenger RNA, 2513 nt
Organism: Miniopterus natalensis
Lineage: Eukaryota; Metazoa; Chordata; Mammalia; Chiroptera; Miniopteridae
Gene: NOP10
Product: NOP10 ribonucleoprotein
Biological process (GO): positive regulation of telomerase RNA localization to Cajal body; snRNA pseudouridine synthesis; ribosome biogenesis
Cellular component (GO): box H/ACA snoRNP complex
Molecular function (GO): telomerase RNA binding; snoRNA binding
Source: RefSeq, a predicted model, not a curated record